This is a messenger RNA of Exophiala mesophila, 2014 nucleotides long. Its product is annotated as glutamate-5-semialdehyde dehydrogenase. Lineage: Eukaryota; Fungi; Ascomycota; Eurotiomycetes; Chaetothyriales; Herpotrichiellaceae. The coding region runs from base 221 to 1660 and encodes 479 amino acids. Gene Ontology annotation, molecular function: glutamate-5-semialdehyde dehydrogenase (NADP+) activity. The record is from RefSeq and is a predicted model, not a curated record. The transcript has a single exon.
CUGGGGAAUUGUCAUUUGACUCAUAUAUUGUAUCUACACACAUGUAGAAACUCACAACCGAUUGACAGUGGCAGUUUUGGUCACAUUUCCACCUUUGCACACACGAUUUAGAGAUUGUCGGAUUACGUUUUGACAAUCCUUGAACUCGAUCUACAUUCUCUCCGAGGUGUUCAGUCAUCCUGGCGCAAACCCACCUCUACCACACCUACAUCCCACUGCAAUGUCUCUAACAUCUUCAACCCCCGAGUCUGCUGCUCGAGCCGCCUCGGCAGCCGCACAGUCGCUCGCCACACUGCCAGUAUCCGCACGCAACGAUGCGUUGACGGCGAUUCAUGCCGCUCUCGCUGCCAACAAGGACAUGAUCCUCGCGGCCAACGCCCGCGACAUGGUUGCCGCCACGUCAGCCUCACAGUCGGGUGAACUCUCCCAGUCGGUGCUCAAACGUCUCGAUCUGUCGCGUCCGGGAAAAUACGACGACAUGAUGUCAGGGAUACUCGAUGUUCGUGAUCUCCCAGACCCAAUUGGUCGAGUGGACCUUCGCACGAGACUGGAUCAAGGCCUGGAGCUGGAGCGGGUGGCAUGUCCAAUUGGCGUCUUGUUGAUCAUCUUCGAGGCUCGCCCCGAGGUCAUUGCCAACAUUGCCAGUCUGGCCAUCAAAUCUGGCAAUGCUGCAAUCCUCAAGGGUGGGAAGGAAUCUAGUUGGUCCUUCGAGGCUAUCGCCACCGUCAUCGGCUCUGCCUUGAGUGCCACCAGAGUAGCCGCAGAUGCCAUUCAGUUGGUCAAGACCAGAGAUGUCAUUGAUCAGUUAUUAUCUUUGGACCGAUUCAUCGACCUCGUCAUCCCCAGAGGUGGAAAUGAAUUGGUUAAAUAUGUCAAGGAGCACACCAGAAUUCCAGUCCUCGGCCACGCGGAUGGCCUGUGUUCGAUUUAUAUCCACAAAGACGCAGACGCGGCUGUCGCGGCCAAGGUCGUGGUCGAUUCCAAGACGGACUACCCGGCGGCUUGCAACGCUGUCGAAACUCUGUUGGUCCAUGAGGAUGUAUUAGGGUCUGUGUUACCGGAUGUAACUCGGGCCUUGUUAAAGAAGGGGGUCAGUUUGAGAUGUGACGGGCCGAGCAAAAAGGUUUUGGAGCAGUCACUGCCCAGGGAAGAGGCAAUCUUGUUACAGGAUGCCACCGAGGAAGAUUACAACACCGAGUUUCUGGAUUUGGUACUAGCGAUCAAGACGGUCCCCUCGAUAGGUAAUGAUCCUGUUACCUCCACAUCUUCAUCAACGGGCGAGUCGACUGUGAAUGGAUCUACCGGUGCCAGUUCCGAAAACGACCCUUCUCUCUCACUAGCCAUUGCACACAUCAACACCCACUCGUCCAAACACACUGAUGUCAUCAUCACACAAUCCUCCUCCGCUGCUGAGACAUUCAUGUCGGCUGUCGACAGUGCUGGCGUGUACUGGAACGCAAGUACACGGUUUGCAGAUGGCAUGAGAUAUGGCUUUGGUACAGAAGUCGGCAUCAGCACCAACAAGAUCCAUUCACGAGGCCCUGUCGGCCUCGAGGGCUUGACCAUCUACAAAUACAAGAUUCGAGGUCAUGGCCAGACCGCCGCGGAAUAUGGAGCUAGUGGUGGGAAAAAGUACCUGCAUGAGAAGGUCACCAUCUGAAGAAUGAAUUGAAAAAACCCAACGUAGUUUGUCGUGUGUCAGAUAGGCAGUCUACUUGUUCUAAAAUUCCAUGGGUGCGAACAGUUUCGAAGGGAGAGAGGACUUGGCCAUUAUAUUGUGCAAAUUCAAGUUGCCAUUCCCACAGCUCCACUGUGAAUUUCACAUCGUCUUCAUCAAGAGUCUUAUUCAAAGAAAACAAGUCACUGAUACUUUUACUUUCAUGUCAAAAAAGGCGACGUUGAUUCGUUUGUUCUGAAAAUUUUGCAUCUUCAUCUCAACUUGUCUGAUCAUAACCAUCUAGUUACGAAUCAUUUGCUCAAACGUACUGCACUGGGUGGUAAUUGAGACCACCGC